Molecule: messenger RNA, 1635 nt
Organism: Pyricularia oryzae 70-15
Lineage: Eukaryota; Fungi; Ascomycota; Sordariomycetes; Magnaporthales; Pyriculariaceae
Product: ATP12 chaperone
Exons: 2
Coding region: 183-1280 (365 amino acids)
Biological process (GO): mitochondrial proton-transporting ATP synthase complex assembly
Cellular component (GO): mitochondrion
Source: RefSeq, a predicted model, not a curated record
UCCCUGCAAAGCAACUUCAAAAUUUCAUCAGGGUAUUGGAAGUUGGCCUAUUCUAGGCAGCCAUUUUUACCACCACGCCAACACACUUCCCAGUGUUCAGCAGCGAUACCAUCGAGGAAGACCAAGCCCAAGGUUUCCACUUUGCCAGACACAAAAACUCUACAGUCCGCACUAUACCGAAAAUGACGCCACCGACGCGAGCCCUCCUCGCGGGCGUGCGGCGUCUCGCCGUCAGGCCGCAGCUGCGGCUCAUCCACAACUCGACGCUGAACCCUGCCAGCGUUCACCCCGUGUCGGGUAACGGACCGCCGCCCGAGCCGCCGAGGCCCAUCGCCAGCGACCGCAGCACGGGACUCGACGCGCGCAUCACCAAGCGAAGGAAGCAGGCCGAGAUGCUCAAGCGGGCGCAGGAGCUGCGGUCCGGGGAGAAGAGCAACUCCGGCUCGGGGGCGGCGGCGAGGGCCAGUGGGCUGAAAAGGCGGUUCUGGAGGGAUUGUCAUGUGAGGGAGGUUGAUGGCGCAUACGAAGUCCACCUCGACACCCGAGGACUACGACACCCGACCACCAAGGAGAUCGUCCGCAUACCCCUCUCCAAACCGCAGCUGGCAUACGCCCUCGCUGUCGAGUGGGACCAGCUGGAGAGCGCACAGCAGGCUACCAAACAGCACCUGAUCCCGCUCACGAGCUUGGUGUGCCGUGCGAUCGACCUGGCCGCCGAUGACGCCGCCGGUGGCUCGAUCCGCACUUCGAUCAUCGACACGGUGCUCCGGUACCUCGACACCGACACACUGCUGUGCUGGGCGCCGGCAGGAGGCGAUGAGGCCGCCGACGGGCGCACGCUCCGCCAGGCGCAGGAGGAAGCGGCCAGGCCCAUCAUCGCCCACCUCCAGACCAAGGUCUGGCCCGGCGUUACCAUCGAGCCGGCCCUCGACGACGGCGGCCUCCUGCCCAAGCCCCAGGCGCCCGGCGUGCGCGACGUCAUCCGCGGCUGGCUGAUGGGUCUCAGCAGCUGGGACCUGGCCGGUGUGGAGAGGGCUACUCUGGCCGGCAAGGGCCUCCUCGCAGCCACUAGGCUGGUCUGCGAGUGGAGCCCCGCGCUGCAGCCCGCGGACGGCGGGGAGGAGGCCCCCGCGUUUGGCGUCGAGGAGGCCGCGCAGGCUGUCAGCGUUGAGGUCAACUGGCAAACCAAGGUGUGGGGCGAGGUCGAGGACACUCAUGAUGUGGAGAAGGAGGAUGUGAGGAGGCAGUUUGGCAGCGUGGUGCUGUUGGUGUCUGGUUAAGGGGUGCAAGGAAAAGUAGUGCACAUGUGUGUGUGUGUGUCCCCCUUGACGGCGCGGCAUAGUGUCGUCUGGGAGAUCGCGUGGCAGUGGCUGAGUCUCUGGCAUCGAGUUUGGCUUGACACGGGGCUGAUGAUAGCGAGAGAGAAUCUAGCUUAUGGCUACAGUCAGGAGGCCUUUACCAUCAGUAUUGGGGGGUGAGGCAGACGACGAGGGAGAGAUCAUCACCAACACAGGGAUGGUUGGUUUGAGGAUGAUAGCUGGGCGUUGGAGCACAUUUAAAGCGGUGUGUACUCAUGUAUAUUGUCACCAAAUCCAUAGAGUAGAGUAUAUGUGGAAUUGUAAGAUUCGUGUGUUA